This is a messenger RNA of Athene cunicularia (burrowing owl), 11335 nucleotides long. It is a transcript of the gene RNFT2, whose product is annotated as ring finger protein, transmembrane 2. The transcript is spliced from 9 exons. Gene Ontology annotation, molecular function: ubiquitin protein ligase activity. The coding region runs from base 398 to 1744 and encodes 448 amino acids. Gene Ontology annotation, biological process: positive regulation of ERAD pathway. NCBI's taxonomy places the organism in Eukaryota, Metazoa, Chordata, Aves, Strigiformes, Strigidae. The record is from RefSeq and is a predicted model, not a curated record.
UUUGCUUUACAAAGCAGGUUUCUUCAGAAGGCUGCAUUUCAUGUCCAGAGAGCAUAUGCCGACUCACAUGUUACAUCAAGCGCUCCUCUCUUCAUUGUCCUGAUGUUCUUUAUCAGAACAUGUCGUCUCACAGCUGUAGGCUCCAUGUGACUGCCACACACUGCCAAAGAGGAGCUCACUAGUUCCUGCCCUGCCUGGAGACCCGUGUACAUGUGCUUCCAUUUGCCAGUUGAAAGUUGUUUCUUCUCAAGAAGACAGGAAGGCAAGCCUGAGGUGCUCUUUCAGAGAAGCAAAUGAUUUAUGCCAGCCAUGUCACUAGCUGAAUGGGUUUCACAACCCUCUGACUCUGUGGGCUUUUGUUGGUAGUCACACUGGGAUCUGUUGAUCUACAACGUUAAUGUUGAGCGUGUUGUGUUUUAAGGUUUUGAGGAAAAUGCAGAGACGGCAUAGCAGCAACACUGACAACGUUCCUCCUGAAAGAAACCGGAGCCAAACAGUCAGUUCUGAAACCAGCGUGGAUGAAAGCGGAGUUUUUGAAAGUCUGAAGGCUGAAGCUUCUUCACCACAACAGCUGUUCUCAGGCCUGGCAGGUAUCCCGUCGGGCACCAUCACAGCCACGCCGUUCCAGUCUGGUUUGGUUCUGGGCUCUUCAGCAGGAGGUGGGGAAGUAUUCAUUCAGAUGCCAGCCCCACGGGAGGAAGGGACCAGCCGCACAGAAGGAGCCCCGUUUCACCACCGGCAGUCAUCCCAUCAUUUCCACCAUGGCCAUCACAGGGGUUCAUCUCUUCUGCAUAUGGCAGGAGGUGACCGCCAUGGGCAUGCUGAGGAAGGCAGUGACGACCAAGCUGGAACUGCAGCCCCAGCUCUUUCAGAGUUAAAAGCUGUGAUAGGUUGGCUGCAGAAGGGACUUCCCUUCAUCUUGAUCCUCCUGGCUAAAGUUUGUUUCCAGCACAAGCUUGGGAUUGCCGUGUGCAUUGGUAUGGCCAGCACAUUCGCAUACGCCAACUCAGCGCUCCGAGAGCAGGUUGCUCUGAAGGAGAAGAGAUCAGUGUUGGUUGUCUUCUGGAUCCUGGCCUUUCUUACUGGAAAUACCUUGUACUUGCUUUACACAUUCAGCUCUCAGCAGCUGUACAACAGCCUUAUAUUUCUGAAACCCAACCUUGAGAGGCUGGACUUCUUCGACCUGAUGUGGAUUGUGGGGAUCGCAGACUUUGUACUGAAGUAUCUCACCAUUGCACUGAAAUGCCUAGUUGUUGCCCUGCCUAAGAUCAUCCUAGCUGUCAAGUCAAAGGGAAAGUUUUAUCUGGUUAUUGAGGAGCUGAGCCAGCUGUUUCGCUCCCUUGUCCCCAUCCAACUAUGGUAUAAAUACAUCAUGGGAGAUGAUCCAUCCAGCAGCUACUUCCUAGGUGGGAUCCUGAUCAUCCUGUAUAGCCUCUGCAAGUCUUUUGACAUCUGUGGUCGUGUGGGAAGCGUCCGGAAGGCACUGAAGGUCCUUUGCACCCCACAGACCUAUGGAGUUCGUGCUACCAGCCAGCAGUGCAGUGAGGCAGGUGACAUCUGUGCCAUUUGCCAAGCAGAAUUCAGGGAACCUUUGAUCCUUAUGUGCCAGCAUGUGUUUUGUGAAGAAUGCCUCUGCCUCUGGUUUGACAGGGAGAAGACCUGUCCUCUGUGUCGUUCUGUCACAGUAGAAACCCUGCGUUGCUGGAAAGAUGGCACCACCUCUGCUCAUUUCCAGGUGUAUUAAAACAAACACAUACCGACAGAUGGAGUAAAUGUCCAGAGAGCAGAAGCUGGAAAACCCUGUGAUCCCAUACCCCUGUUUAGUUGCCUGUGGAUUUUUUGUCUUAGUCUUUCUUCCAGCUCUGUUUCUCCAAGAGCCAAAAGAACAAUUGUUACUAGCCAGAAACUUUAUCUUCAAAGGCAAGGAAGAUGUGUUUUAUGUUAUGGCAAACCCCAUGGCUAAGCUACAGCCAAGAUUUUUUCUUGAACUUACAUGGUUAUAAACUGCUUGGGAUGUUUCCCUUUUUUCUGUCCUUUUAGUAUAGUUAAAUAUUGUGUGUAUCAGGCAAGCGUACUGUGAACUGCAUGUGUAUAACCUGGUGUACUGGAAAAAAGCUGUCCUCCUCUGGCUCAGACCGCUGGUGAGAUCUUCCACAUUAAAUGGCACUAGCUUCCCUGAAUCUGUAACUUCACAGCAUUACAGUGUUCUGUUAUAUUACCUUUGAGAACUCCAAAACAGUGCUUCAGAACCUCAUGCCCAAAGUUUAUUUGCAGUUGGAGAAACAUAAUUUCCCAGCACCUGUGUUUUUGCGAUUGAUUCCACAAAUUGUGUUGUCUUAUUAAUAAAAUCUCAAGGAACUCGGGAAAGACUCUGCUAAUGAAGGUGGAAAUAACACUUGCUUUUCUUGGGAAUGUGUUUCCUCUUUAAUUUUCACAAUCAAACUUUGUGAUUUCCUAGGGUAUGGGGACAGCGGAAGGCCGGGAGAUGUUAAAGUCAAGUUUGAUUUGUCUAGGUGAAAAGUUGAGGUCCUAACCAAGAAUAUCUCACAAAUUCAGGUACUCUGCAAUGUGCUCCCCAGUGCAGCCGCUUGAGGCAAGGCUUGCUGGCCUUAAAACCAGCACCACUCAGCAUCCAGAGCCUGCCCCAGGAGCACUGAGCCGGUUCAGCACCACCGACACCAGACACAGCCCUGGGACAGCAGGGUUGGGCCAGAGCUACCAGCUUGAAGGCAGAAUCGUGCAGAAGCAGCUGCGCUGCUGCGGGAGCUGCCUAGGUUACACACAGCUGGCUAAUCCACGCGUGAUGGUGAGGACUGGAUUGUAACACCUCUGCUUCAGGAAAAGCCCUUCGAGGAGGUUCCUUCUGUUGUUAAUGGAGGAAUUAACAUACUUCAUACUGCUGCAAUUUCCUCUCUGCUGAGGGUGCUGCAGGGGCACUUGCGUGUGAGUGGCGUUGCUGUUUGUUUGCGGAUAUUGUUUUCUUACUAAACAACCUCUGCUUUUUGCUGCACGCCCAGAGAAAGUGCCUCAUUAGGCAACUGUGGCAUCUUCCACGCUCAUUACUAUGGAAAUGGCCAUAAGGUUACCAUCCCACUUGAGCGGAAAAUCAGGAAGAACUGUACCUGGGGGAAAUGAGCCUGUGUGUAUGUACUGACUGCUGCCUUCCCCUCUUGCUGGGAAACUCCACAGGGAGAAGAAUUAAAGUAAACAGGAGCUAAUGGGAACAGCAUUAAGGUUCAACGUUUCUUUGGGAUAAUAGUUCAGUAUGGCUAGAGGAGAAAUGAUGAGAGGCAGAGCCUGAGCAGGAAGAUCAUCCAAAUCUGGCUUGGGAGAUACCGGGAAGUAGAGGAGGAAAAGCUUUACUUUCCCAAACAAAGUGAUUUGAUUCCUGUCAAAUGAAUCCCAUGGAAGUAGAGAACUAAGCCAAGGAAUCCAGUGGCUAUCUCCAAUGGGAGAUGGUGGCCUUUUGGGGAUGGGGGAAGAGAGUUCAGUAAGGAAGGGAGCCAGGUUUUCAGUGAGCAUAAAGAUAUUGUUAUGUAUGACAGUCUGGUGUAUUCACCAGGAAAAGGGAAAAUUACUGAUUCUGUAGGAAGGCAAUUUCUGAAAGGUUUCAGCAUCAGUUUUCAGUGCAGUGCCAAUUAAUUAAAAGGUUGGUGAUACCUGCUUUCAAAAUGUUUGAAAAGCCACUUCUGAUUUUUUUUCUACACGGUCCUGGAAAAUGUGUUUGGAGAAGUGUAUGAAAAGGUCAAUAUGAGCCUAACACUACAGAUAGCACCUGGUACACUGUUUCAAAAUUACUUUUUUUUAUUUGGAGAUAAGGAAGGAAGGCAAUCAGAGCAAAACUACAGGGAAUAUUUUUUGCCAUUCUUAUAGUCCUUUUUCUUUAUUUUUUCUUUAUUAAAUGAUCUUCCCCAGUUGUCAGUGUAAGAGAGGGGACUCAUCAUCAUAUACUUGAAACACCUUGCUGAAGCCCAAGGACUGGGAAGGAUGACAGGGCAAGGCCCCAUAGCAGCACCCAGUAAAACUGCCAUGGACCUUGGGUGCUUCUGGUACCCGUGUAAGAACACCUGCGCCAGCAUCAGAAUUUUCUAAAGAACUCACGAUGAUUCAUUUUUCUUUUGCUUCAUCUCAAGUGAUUCCUUCUUGAUUUUUGCUUUCCCUCCCUAUUCCAAGGCAGCACUCAGGUCGCUCUGUAGAAGCCUGGCUGCUCGGGUGUUGUGCUGCCGAGGCAUCCACCCGCUGUAUUCUUAGUCUCAGCAGAGCUCCGGGGAGACUGCUGUCUGCGUGGCCCCCAAGACAGCAGUUCUGCUGCUGUUCAGCUGCCCCGAUCCCUUACGGGAGGGCCUGUGGCGAGGGCACAGCCCUGGACCUGUGAUGUGGCGGGCAUCCACCCAUCAACUGGUGCUAAACAGAGGGUGAAAUGUUAUGCUGUGGAUAUUUAUUCUCCUGGAAGCAUAACAAAGAUCAUCUUAAUCCUGCAAGAUACAGGAUUUACUACAGGUCACGAUUAUAUAGCUGUUAAAUUAAACCAACAUCCUUCAGUGCCUGUUCUCUGGCCUGGACGUGGUGGAAGGGCGAGCUCUGUGCUGUUGGUGGUCUGUCAGACCCUCCCUCCUCGGGUAGGUUGUGGUGGUGGUUUGGUGAUGCCUCUCCUAGAACAUGGCAUUUGGACCACAAAACAUGCAGGGGAAACUACAAUUCUGGUGACAACUGAUGAGAAACUUCAUGGAUUUCCAUGGGAAAACAAGGGUUGUGGGAAGAAAUUACUCUCAUUUCAGAGAGGAAAUAAAAACUGGAGCUUUUUUUUGCCACUGAACAGUUUUUUUUUUUUUAUUAAAGUCAUUAUAAAUAUGUACAAAGAGUCUCAGCGUAUGAAAAUCCUUUUACAAAAGAGAGAAGCCACAUCCAACCUUAUACAGGAGCCUUCAUGACCUCCUAUCAGCAGUGAGCAAAUGCUUUGCUCUUGCUUUGGUGAGGGUGGAAACUUGCACAGUGACUCUGCAAGAGUUUACAUCCAAAGAGCACCAAGUGACAUGCAAGGAAUUGUGUAUUCACUGCAUUUCAUCUGGUUUAUUCUGCUAGCAAUCUGGGAGCAGGCUGGGAAAUAACAUCUGAAGGACUAAAGAUGGGAGAUUUUUUCUUGUGAUAAACUGUGGUCUUCAGAUGGGCUGGAAAGGUUAUGCUGUGAAUGCCCAUGGAAACUAAAUCCCAUUAUACCUCUAUUCAGGUGGCAUCUGUAACUAAUACUGGAUGGAACUAAUAAUGGCAGUUCAACACCCAGAUGCUUUCAGUGAAUAUUUGAAUAUUCCAAAGUCACUUUCUGUAAGUAUUAAAAAACUUGUGAAAUUCUGUUACUCAAGUAUUCAUGCAGAGUGAACACUGAAGUCUGAUCAGAGUUACAUGAAAAUUCACUCUUGUAUUCAAAUAAAUAUUGUCAGGAAAAAAAUAUUCACUUUUUUUGAGUUUUAAAUUUCCCUUGCAGAUGGGAAACAGAAAUUCUGCAGCUUUGACUAGAGCAGUCAGCUUUCUCCCACAGCUGCCGAGGGCAGAGCCGCAGUCGGGAGGACCCGCGUGUGGGAGCGUGUUGGGGCCUCUGGAGGCUCUUGUUCGGCAGACGGCGCGUGGUUCAACCAGGAGUGGCAGAGGGAGCAGCAGGCGAGCGCCCGAGGCAGGGACAGGGAUACAGCUGUGCUGUGAGCAAAGAGCCUCCGGGUGAGGAGGGCUUGGCAGCCAGGCCAGGCUGGAACGGGAAAACCCAGGUAAGGGCAGCACGUGGGGAUUGUUCCUCUCCGCCACGCAGACUGCCCGAUAAUCUGGUGUUUUCCUAAGGAAGAUCAAGCCCCUUGUUGCUCAGACCUCCCUAGGCAUGCGGAUUUUGAAUGAACAUGGCCAGUGUCUCCUGACUGUGCUGAGAGAGAUGAACACGUUCAGCAUAGCGUACAGCAAGCAGUGCCUUGCCAAGUGUUAUACAAGAAUGAGGCCGAUUUUGAAGCUGGGAUUCAAAAUCAAAUUUGCACUAAGCAAGUGUACCCUAAGAAAAGUUGUGAAGAUACUGCUCCCCUGUUGUGGAGGUAGAAUAUAGCCAGGAGGUUUUGACAUGGACAAAAAAUGGGGGGUCCAGGAUUUAAUUUAGAGCCACAGGUAGUCUGUUUUAUCUCUCAGACUUCUGCCAACGUCAUGGACAGGUGUUUUAAAACCAUUUGUAGGAAGAUUAACUAUUGAGGUAGAUGUACUAUUCUGUCCUCAUCACCAUUUUGCACACGGUAGUGCAUUUUUUCAGAAGAUCUUCACUUUUGUUUCCCUAUUCUCCACUGCUCCCCCCCUCAGUGAGUUCUCCUCUGCCUGCCCAGUCCACCAGGGCUACGGCGACAGCAGCAUUUAACCCAACUGUCUGGUGUCAUGAGGCAGCAGAGAGAAGUGCCAUGUUCCACCCCCUACAUGGACAUGGAAACUGCACCAGUUUAACUGAAUCUGUAAUCUCUUUCACUCAAAGGUUCUGUUCCUGCUUCUGCAGUGGAUUUAAGACCCUUAAGAUUUUAAAGCAUGAUAUGGAAACAAAGCAAAUUCACAAAUCAGAUUACACUGAUUUAACAAGUGUUUCUGAUCUAAGUAAAUUGCUUUAGUAAUGGGCUUUGCUAAAUGAGGGUAAUUUCUGCAUGCCUACAUGCUCGAAACCAGAAGUGUGAUGGGUUUCUCAUUCCUCACCACUGGCAACGCACUGAUUUUGGUGAUUUGCUGUAAGUUUUUAUUGGGUGAUGCCUCUCCUGGUGUGUAUGACAGGAGGCCUGGUCCCAUUCCAUUUUUUUUUUUUACCUACUGAAAAUUAAGACUGAAGAAGAAGGAAUCUGGAAUUAAUGGGCUAAAUUCUGUCCUGGGUGUAACCCAGCUGUCUGCAAGCAGACAGCAGUGCUAUCCUAGAAUUGAUUUGGCCAAAGGACUUAUUUUAACAAGCAAGGGGAGAGAAGCUGAUUAGUAGUCCACACUAGACUGCUUUUUUAACUUGAAAUAUGAAGUUUCAAUAUGUGAUGGGAGCUAUCUUGGUGGAGUGCUGCUUUAAAAAUUAAUAAAGACUUUCCUCACAGCCACAUUAUGCGGCGUUCUAUAUAGACUAUGAUCUCAUAACCUCCUCCUCUGGCUUGCACACGCACCGUCUGCUGAAACCUAAGAUGAGGUCUUUUUUUUUCAUUUAGAGAGCACUACCCAGCCUUCACAGAGGCGCAACUGCGAAGCUAAUCAAAAUCAAUGACUUCUUGGCUGCUGUAAAAAAAAAAAAAAAAACAAACAAAAAAACCCAAAACAAACAAACACCAGAGGAGCAAGAGAGAGGAACUGUGCUGGUUUCCUACCCAUUAGUACGGUACAGAACCCCCCCACCAUCUCACACAGCUGUUGCAAUACAUUAAGAACAGCACUAGGGGAGUAUGCAGCAUGCUUUCUUUUCCAAUACAAACAUCAACCAGGGUUAAAUGAGAUAUUUUAAAAAGGAUAAAAACACCCCUUGUCAAAAACUGGAGGCAUUCAAGAAUAGCAAUUAUACCAGAAAAUGUAAGGCUUUAACAAAUACAUACCCUCUAGUAAUUCAAUUUAUGUACAGUGAAUGCUGGCUGUAAAGUCCUGGGAAGCUGUUUCUCUAGCAAAACUUGCUUGACCCAGCAACUAAUAGAUGAAAGUCUCCAAAACUUAACCCUCUUUCACACUAAACAUCCAAUUUAGAAGUACAAAAGUGAAGCAAAUCAGGAUUAAAGCAGGUUUUGGGGUACUAGACCUGCUCUUGUUCACACUUGGGAAGCAUCGUAAAUUUGGUUGUUGUUUGACGAGAAUAACAGGCAGCACGUGUCUUCUACUGUUUUUUGCUGAAUGUUGGGAACCACCAAGGAGGAAACUGCUCCCCUGGGAGUUCUGGGGUUUUGGUUUUUUUUACAGAAAAGCCUGCCCAUGGAGGGUUAGGACUGAGGGAUAUUAGCCAAUCAUGCUGCUGCUGAGGUUGAUCAUUGAUUCAGAGGGCUUUCCCAAGGUGAGGAUGCUAUGGUAAGGACAGAACUUUCUUUCCCUUGGCUGUGCUGUCACGUUUCAGGGGAAUUGCUUCUUUGGGAAAAAUGCUGCAAGAAGUCUCAAGGCUGCAGCCCCAAAGAGCCAGUGUGGCAGGAAGAGCAAUGGCAGUGCAGACUGUAUGCACAGAAGAUGCAGGGGAAAAUGGACUAAUGCACAUUCCAGGUGAGAAGUUUAUUAAACAUUCAGAGCUCAGGAGCUAGUAAUUGUUAACAGUGAGGAAUAUGCAGGAGAGCCCUCUCUCUGGCACUGAGAAAUGAAAGCCAGCUCCCAUGCCGGAUGGGCCGGCCGGGGGGGACACACACAGGGUGAGGAAAGGUGGCAGAGGGAAGACCUCCUGCAGGCUGUGUGUCCCCUACAGCAAAGCAUCCAGUGUUCCCAAUCAAUUAUUUUCUGUUCAUCUCUGACUUGUGCAAUACCGUGCACACAAUUUCACUUCCUCAUUUGAGGGAUUUGCAGAAAGUUGUAUCUUUUAAGACUGUGCCCGAUCCAGCAGUCCCUAACCCAGCACUUGCCACACUGCUGAAAUCAGCUGAAGCUCCUCCUUUUGCUAGAAGAAUUCUUAUUUAUUUCAGCAGGAGACUGAGCCGGGAAGGAAUACAGGAUGCCGAGUACUACUGAGCAUCAGGCCAAAAAUGGUAGAAAAAUGUUUUAUUGGUCCCUGUGGCUCUGAGAGCAUCCACACUCUACCAACAGACAAACUACACUUAGCUACAUGAUCCCUCCCAACACUGCACACAAUAUAAAGUAGGGCAAGGUUAUUCAUUAGGAACAAUUUGCUCUUUCAGCACAGCCCUUUCUGCUGUUUGUGAAUUGACUUGGAUCAAUAAUACCUGCAAAUAUGUGUGCAGGGGCCCAAAACACAUCGGUGAAUAUUUGAUAAAGGGAGAAUGUAGCUUUUAGAAUGCUUAGAAACACUUUGCCUGCAGUCAUGAAAAAUGGCAGGUUUGACUGGGACACAGUGGCCACUCGGCUUGUUCCUGGACUGGGUGAGGGUUAGGAAGUAUUUUUAAAAGACAAGGAGCCAAAUUUAUGUUGGAAAUUGGGUUCUUAACAUUCCUUCAUCCCUUUAAAAAUUCUCCCCUGUCACAGAGCAUCAAUUUUCUGGUGUAAAUAUCUGAAGCUGGGAAAAAUGUUUCUCAAAAAAUGUGCGUAACGAUAAAUGUAAAUAGCAUCUGGAAGGUAUCCUGAAUCUGACAGGUAGUUUUGGCUGCAAGAAAAAAAGUGCUCAGUACUAGACUGAAAAAAGCCCUUUGACUUCUUGGGACAAGUUCUCCUGUUAUCCCCUAGUCUAUUGAUUAGUCUUGAUGUAGUUCUCUUCCCUGGUUCACAGGGUUUGAGACUACUUAAAUCACCCCCCGGGAGAGUACCCAGCUCUGGAGCCGUGGGAGAUUCUGCACUAGCAUACUCUGACAUGUACACUGCAGUGAAAAGAGCUGGCGUGUCUUUGCCACCUCAGUGAACGCUGCUUCCCAAGCUCUGAACCCUCAAAAGAAAAAGAAAUGCCCAAAGAAAAUUAGUUUUAUAAAGUUCUGGGUUAGAUUAUUUGUUUUGUCUUAAUUUCUGCAGAGUUUGAAAGAAAGAAAAAAAAUAGCACCUUCUCAACAAGUAUUUUUUUUUUGCUAUCUUGUGUAUAAAUAUUAAUAACCAAAAUAGAUUUCUCCUCGUCCCAUGUUUCAGAACAUUCUCUUGGGGAAACUGUAGCACCACAGAGAGGCAGUUUAGCCCCAGACAAAUAUUAAAUGUAGCACCAGAGAAACUAAAGUCAUAAGAAAAGCUUAUCUCACCUGGUGCUAUAGCGCUUAAUAUAUACACACACAAACUCUGUCGUCCGAGCUGCUAAGCACCUGUUUGUUCCCCCCCACCAUGGCUAGGACAUGCCCAUUUUGCAGCGUUUGGUCUCUCGAGAUAUUACUUAACUCUGGAUGUACAGAUUAUUUUUCAUCCUGCUGCAUUGAAAGGAACGUUUCUGUUGCCAUAAACAAGGUGCAGUGGAGAAAAUGCUCGCGUUACAGCAAGGACUUACUAAUCUUUUGACUCGGACUGCAGGAGCAUGAAUGCUCAGACCACCAUCAUCUACAAGGAAUGUUGCUUACGUUCUCAACAAGGCAUGCACGUUUUAACGUAUGCAUACAGGAGGGUUUACAUUCUUCUAUAUAUAAGCAUGUAAGUGUCUCUGUUUUGCUGCUGGGCCCUUGAACAGCUCCUUCCGUGCAAAUCCUUCUUCACGUUGCCCAAAGCACUUCCAACAUCUUCCACUUCUUUCUUUAUCUCCACUCUUCACAGCUGCUGCUCAGGCUCUGGAUUCCCUGGAGGAAAAGGGGAAACAAUUUUCUCCAAGGGCACAGGGUUUUCUCCAGCCUAAGAAAGCAAAAGAAUUGUGUUUGGUUUUAAUUAUAUUGAUGCAUUGGUUACAAUAAAAGCUUCUUUUAAAUUUAUGCUUGAACCCUCCUGCUAAAUUUACUGACAAGAAGGGGUAUAUAAUUUAUGGGGAGGAUGGUUUUGUGGUUCAACACAAGAGAUUAUGCCUUUAUCCCUGUGCUGCUACAGGAUUUCUGGUGAGCUCUCAUUUUGCGGGGCUCAUUCUUUUGGGUGCUCCAUCUUCAUUUACAUCACGUUAACAAAAAUGCUAACUUUUAGGGAAGCCAUUAAUUUUGUUUCAGGUAGGCAAUGGGGUGCAUUGAGUAUCACGGGAGACUGGAAGAACUCGCUCAUUCCUAGUUCUGCCACUGAUUAGAUUUGUGGCCCUGGGCAAACCACUUCUUUCAGUCGCUGCUGUAAAAUGAGGGCAGUAAUAACUUAUUUGCCUCAGAGGUGGGCUGCAAGCCUUAAUUAAUAAAGUGCUCAGAGAAAGGCACCUAUCUAAGUGCAAAUUAGCAGGAGAGGUGCCCAAGGGGCAUCUACUAUGAAAUUCCCAUUUCCCACAUUUAUACCUAGGUUUGUUGAUACCAGCGUUUGCUGGGAUAGAUCCCAUCUUUCAGACUGCGUUGUCUAGUUUGCAGAGACUGUGACAAUGAGUGAUCUUAUAAAAACCUCAGUGGAGAAAUCUCUGCUGGCCUUCUGGAUGAGGUGAUUUCACCCGGGUGGGAGAAAGGAGGGGGGAGUAGCUGACUAUGCAACCGCAUCAGCUAUGAAGUCAGAGUGUAAUUAGGGUUGGCAAACAGCUUUGGGGCAGAUUCUGGUCGGCAUUACUCCGGUGUAAACCCAGAAUCGUUUCCCUUCCUUCUGUAGCACUGCCCUGGUUAGGCCAGCGUGAAGGUUAUCAAAACUCAACGCUAAGACGGAC